AUGGUAGUACUCAUUCAAAUAGAACAAUAUAAUUCUCAAAUUCAUUUAGAUCAGACUAACUCACAGGAGAAUAAUAAUCAAAUCAUAGAUAAAGUAUUGGAAAAUGUAUCAGAAGUAUUGGAAAUAACAAUAUCUAUCUUAAACCAACAGACUGUUAUUGAAGAAAGAUGG
This is a messenger RNA of Ambispora leptoticha, 171 nucleotides long. The record is from the annotation of a GenBank genome assembly. NCBI's taxonomy places the organism in Eukaryota, Fungi, Glomeromycota, Glomeromycetes, Archaeosporales, Ambisporaceae.